Spinacia oleracea (spinach) is the source of this 687-nucleotide messenger RNA. RefSeq names its product 60S ribosomal protein L37a. Bases 113 to 391 code for a protein of 92 amino acids. Gene Ontology annotation, biological process: translation. The record is from RefSeq and is a predicted model, not a curated record. Gene Ontology annotation, molecular function: structural constituent of ribosome. Lineage: Eukaryota; Viridiplantae; Streptophyta; Magnoliopsida; Caryophyllales; Amaranthaceae. Gene Ontology annotation, cellular component: ribosome. The transcript is spliced from 5 exons.
CCAAAGAAGCAAAAGUGGACUGUAAAUCUACUAACCCUAACCCAAUCCUAUUUUAUUAAGUUCGCUGUUUUUUUCUUCUUCGUUUUCUCUGCACGCCGUCGACUCCCCAACCAUGGCCAAGAGAACCAAGAAGGUCGGUAUUGUCGGGAAAUACGGUACCCGAUAUGGUGCCAGUCUGCGUAAGCAGAUUAAGAAGAUGGAGGUGAGUCAACACAGCAAGUACUUUUGUGAGUUCUGCGGAAAGUACGCCGUGAAGAGACAGGCUGUUGGUAUCUGGGGAUGCAAGGAUUGUGGGAAGGUCAAGGCUGGUGGUGCUUACACUUUGAACACCGCCAGUGCAGUGACAGUGAGAAGUACAAUCAGGAGGCUCAGGGAGCAGACUGAGAGUUAGAUCUCUCACUAGUGCUUAUCUUUUGAAAACAAUUAGAGGAAUAGAGAGUUUGUGUUUGUUACUUCUGAAUUCUGUUGGUUCUCCCUUUACUUUGUUAUUCUGAGGAAUCCUAAUUUCAGUAGAUAUUUGAGUUUCAACACUUCGAAAGCAAUUGUUCUGCCGAUUUUCGCUGAUCUUUUGUAAAGGAGAUUUAAUCCGGGAUUGGGUUGUGGAUUGGUUGAUGAGUUUGGGAUAGCCCUGUGUUUUUGUUCUUGUUGGUGCUUCAUAUGAAUUAUGCAUUUAUGUUUUGCUUGAAA